CCCCGCGCUCCGCCGGCCCCGCCCAGUCCCGCUGCGGGCUCCGAGCGGAGCGCGCCGAGCACUGGGAGCGAGCGGCUUGGGGGGAUCCCGCGGCGGCCGGGCUCGCGCGGCGCCUUCGCUCCCCCUCCCCUCGGCCCUCGGGCCGCGCGGCCUGCGCCGCUCCGGGAAGAUGGCGCUGCACUUUCAGAGUUUGGCUGAGUUGGAAGUGCUGUGUACUCAUCUCUACGUAGGGACCGAUCUCACUGAAAGAAUAGAGGCUGAGAAAGCACUCUUGGAACUGAUUGACAGCCCAGAAUGUCUCAGCAAGUGUCAACUUUUACUAGAACAAGGAACAACAUCCUAUGCUCAGCUCCUUGCAGCAACAUGUCUUUCAAAACUUGUUACCCGAAUCAAUCCUUUACCUAUUGAACAGAGGAUAGACAUCAGAAACUACAUCCUGAAUUAUGUGGCGUCCCAACCUAAGCUGGCGCCCUUUGUCAUCCAAGCUCUGAUUCAAGUCAUCGCUAAACUCACCAAGUUGGGGUGGUUUGAGGUGCAGAAGGAUGAGUUUGUUUUCCGAGAAAUCAUUGCUGAUGUGAAGAAGUUCCUCCAGGGCACGGUGGAACACUGCAUAAUAGGAGUGAUAAUCCUUUGUGAAUUGACACAGGAAAUGAACUUGGUUGAUUAUUCCAGACCUUCAGCAAAACAUAGGAAAAUAGCUACCUCAUUCCGUGACACUUCUCUAAAAGACAUUCUGGUGUUAGCGUGUUCUCUCCUGAAACAGGUGUUGGCCAAACCUUUAAAUCUUCAGGAUCAAGAUCAACAGAGUCUGGUAAUGCAGGUCUUAAAGCUGGUCCUCAGCUGCCUGAACUUUGACUUCCUGGGCAGUUCAGCAGACGAAUCUGCGGACGAUCUUUGCACAGUGCAGAUUCCAACAACCUGGAGAACAAUUUUCCUAGAGCCAGAAACAUUGGAUCUUUUCUUCAAUUUGUAUCACUCGCUCCCACCACUGCUGUCUCAGUUAGCACUUUCGUGCUUAGUUCAGUUUGCUUCUACAAGAAGAUCCUUAUUUAGCAGUCCUGAGCGCGCCAAGUACCUUGGUAACUUAAUUAAAGGGGUGAAAAGGAUACUUGAAAACCCCCAGGGUUUGUCUGAUCCUGGCAAUUAUCAUGAAUUCUGUCGAUUUUUGGCUCGUUUAAAGACAAACUAUCAGCUGGGAGAGUUAGUUUUGGUGAAGGAGUAUGCGGAAGUGAUUGGAUUAAUUGCCAAUUUUACUAUUACUAGCCUUCAGCAUUGGGAGUUUGCCCCCAACAGUGUUCAUUACUUAUUAACUCUGUGGCAGAGGAUGGUAGCAUCCGUUCCUUUUGUGAAGUCAGCUGAACCCCACUUGUUAGACACUUAUGCACCUGAAAUCACAAAGGCCUUUAUCACGUCCCGUUUGGAAUCUGUUGCCAUUGUUGUGAGAGAUAAUUUAGAAGACCCUCUGGAUGACACUGCUACCGUGUUCCAGCAGCUGGAGCAGCUGUGUACAGUUAGCAGAUGUGAAUAUGAAAAGACGUGUACUCUUCUUGUACAGCUAUUUGACCAAAAUGCACAGAACUAUCAAAAGCUUCUGCAUGCUGCUCCGGGGCUGGCUGUUGACAUGGCGAUUCAAGAAGGACGUCUUGCAUGGCUGAUCUACUUGGUUGGCACAGUUGUAGGAGGGAGACUAACAUAUACCAGCACAGAUGAGCAUGAUGCUAUGGAUGGAGAACUAUCCUGCCGUGUUUUUCAGCUUAUAUCUUUAAUGGAUACCAGAUUACCUCACUGCACCAAUGAGAAAAUAGAGCUUGCAGUUCUCUGGUUCCUGGAUCAGUUUCGUAAAACAUAUGUUGGUGAUCAGCUUCAAAGAACCUCAAAGGUUGUACGCCCGAAGAAUGAUGUUUCCAGAGUUCCAGAGAAGGCUUGGAAAAUAGUUAAGGUGUAUGCUCGUAUGUCAGAAGUCUUAGGAAUAACAGAUGAUAACCAUGUUCUGGAAACAUUCAUGACGAAAAUUGUUACAAACCUGAAGUACUGGGGAAGAUGUGAGCCUGUAAUCUCCAGGACGCUUCAGUUCCUCAGUGACCUGUCAGUUGGCUAUAUCCUUUUAAAAAAACUUGUGAAAAUAGAUGCUGUGAAAUUCAUGCUGAAAAAUCACACGAGUGAACACUUCCCGUUUCUUGGCAUCAGUGAAACUUACAAUGUGGGUGACUUCAGGUGCCGGACAACCUUCUACACAGCCCUCACUCGCCUUCUGAUGGUAGACCUGGGUGAAGAUGAGGAUGAAUUUGAGAAUUUUAUGCUGCCUCUCACAGUCUCUUUUGAAACAGUGUUACAAAUAUUCAACAAUAACUUUAAACAGGAAGAAGUAAAGCGUAUGUUGAUCGGGCUGGCAAGAGAUCUUCGAGGGAUUGCCUUUGCACUGAACACAAAGACCAGCUACACCAUGCUGUUUGACUGGAUAUACCCAGCCUAUCUCCCAGUUCUUCAGAGAGCUAUUGAACGGUGGUAUGGAGAACCCGCAUGUACUACUCCAAUCUUAAAACUCUUGGCAGAACUGAUGCAAAACAGGUCUCAGCGUUUGAAUUUUGAUGUAUCCUCUCCUAAUGGAAUUCUUCUCUUCAGAGAAGCCAGCAAAAUGAUUUGCACCUACGGAAAUCAGAUCCUGUCUCUUGGAAGUCUCUCCAAAGAUAAGAUUUAUCCAAUGAAACUCAAGGGCAUCUCCAUCUGCUACUCAGCUCUCAAGUCUGCAUUGUGUGGAAAUUAUGUCAGCUUUGGCGUCUUCAAGUUGUAUGGGGACAACCAUUUUGACAAUGUACUCCAGGCCUUUGUCAAAAUGCUGCUUUCAGUGUCUCACAGUGACUUGCUGCAAUACCGGAAGCUGAGCCAGUCUUACUAUCCACUGCUGGAAUGUCUCACCCAGGACCACAUGAGCUUCAUCACCAACUUGGAGCCUCCUGUGCUCCUGUACGUUCUCACAUCUCUCUCAGAGGGACUCACCACACUUGACACAGUGGUCUCCUCCAGCUGCUGUACAAGUUUAGACUACAUGGUCACCUAUCUCUUCAAGCACAUAGCAAAAGAAGGGAAGAAGCCACUUCGAAGCAGAGAGGCUAUGCAGGCUGGUCAGAGACUGUUACAUUUUAUGCAACAAAACCCAGAUGUUCUGCAGCAGUUUUCCUGAACAGUGGAGAGUGCACAGGCUGACUUCAAGGUUACCCACCCAUUAAAAUCCCAGUGCUGCUGAGGUCACUGCAGAAUUCCCAGAGGGUGGUUCCUUUGAGGCCAAGAAGAGUGGCGCAGAAGACCUCAGUCUCCUCCCUGGGCCCUGGGCAGCACCUGCUGAAGAGAGCUUGAAGGACCUGGCUGCUGGAACAGCCCUGCUGCUCCUGCUCCUUGCAGACAGCCUGCUAGGAGGUGUCCAGUCCUGAGAGUGUAAGGAGCAGUUGUUCUGCAGACAUUAGGGAGUGCAGUGUUCCCACACAUUUGUCAUAUGUCAUAGUGCUGCAGUUCCCUUGUGUUCAGCUGUGGUUUCUAACUGGCUAACACUGGCCAAGUCCAAGUUUAUGAUUGUUUUAAAUAGGUCACUUCCACCAAUCUGAGAAACUACAUACAGAAGAAAUGAAAUGCCAAGAAUAUUCCAAAAAGAAUAAAGCCAUUUUGCAGAUAUACCAUCACUACGAUUGAUGUUUCUACUUCUACAGAAUUUAGGAAAUGUCUGGUACACUGUUUUCAGCUUUCUUUUGUCACAGGUAUAUCCAUAAUAGUCUGAUUUGCAGAAGUAAAUACUUCAACUGAUUCUAUUGUCAUUAGUGAGCAACGUCAUCUUAGUCUGCACACUAAAUCACUGCACACGGACAUGAUGAAACAAGAGUAGGAAGCCCCAGAAGAGGCUUCCUUCCGACUGUAAUGGCUUUGCUAGUACUUAAAUGAAAUUAGGAAAGUCUUAUCUGUGGUGACGUUUCAACUGACUAACUGCUUUCCAAGGACAGAUGACAAGAGUGUAAUUCAUUCAUACUUUGAGAAACUAGACAAGCGCUAAUUACUGCAGGCCCAUUAUUAUUUGCUGUGUCCCUGAAACUAUUCAACUACUUGAUAAUGUUUGAAAAAAUGAGUAGACUAGAAUUCAUUGAAGAUCUGGUCAGUGCAAUUUCUAGCUUCUCCAUGGGUAACUGUUACUCAUGAUGGCAUGCUCUAAGUCAGUGAAGCUCAGCCUUCUCUCUGGAGAGCGAGCACAUGAGGGCUCUAGUGUACUCCAGCCUGUACCAGUGGUGACUGGCUCUGCAUGGGACUAGAGGUGUGGGGCUCUUCAGGAUCUGAGUGAUAUGCUUCAUUUAAUGUGUACAAGAUGCAAAAACAAGUAAGAUUUAUAAAGAUGAAAUUAAUCAACCAGUUCUAUUAACAUAGAAAUGAUAGAAACUCACACAGAAGGGGAGGACUAUGAAAGAAGUCUUUUUUUUUUGAAGAUUUAUUCCUUUAUUAUAUGUAAGUACAUCGUAGCUGUCUUCAGACACACUAGAAGAGGGCAUCAAAUCUCAUUAUGGAUGGUUGUGAGCCACCAUGUGGUUGUGAGGAUUUGAACUCAGGACCUCCCAAAGAACAGUCAGUGCUUUUAAUCACUGAGCCAUCUCUCCAGCCCAACAGAAGUCUUAUUUAACUCCAGAAUUGCCUAGAAAUGUGACUGUCAUGGUCCCCAGUUUUACAGAUCAAUACACUGGGUGUCUGAGGAUUCACCAGAAAGUAAAGGAAUUGGAAUUUGAACCCAGGUCCGUUUAGUUCCAAAGCUCACAUCCUCAUAGCUCACACCACUGAGUCAGGGCAUGUCAGAGUUAUCCAGAUGGCUGCCUGCGCAAAACACACAUCCCUGUCAUGGUGAGGAUGCACUUCUCCCACACUGCUACCUGCAAGGCACUACUGUGCAGGUACAGACAGGAGUCUACCGGCUUAGUGAGAGAAUAGACGGGUACAAAUACCCAAGGGUACGCUAGAAUCAGGCCCAGCCUACCAUGACAAAGGACAAGUCCACAACCGAGUGAGUCACUCCUGUGCGAAGUCAGCCAUCCAGUGUUGUCCCUUUAGCUAUGGCCAGGCACUUCAAAGUUGGUUGAAAAUUUUAGCAAAAAUCAAUAGGUUGCAAACAAGUAAGAUGGCUGUGCAGGAGAUCAGCCAGUGCGCCCUUACUCAGAAUCGCCAUGCAUUUGUUGGUUUAAGUAAUUUCUGUGUGUUAAUAAGACUUGGUAACCUUUCACUUUACAGCACAUGACUAAGUAGUGAUAUAUCUUUAUUAAGCAGUGGAAUACAUUCUAUUUAUUUGGGAUGUAAGCUUUCAGAUAACACUUUAAAUAUUAAUGACUGGUCUCUGGUAGUCAGCAUAAAUAUGAUUUGCAUUAGCACUAGGUUAUAUCAUCUUGAGUGCCUCUGAUGUCAACUAUUGGGUAUACUAAUAUCUGACAUCAUCUCCGUAGGUCACUGACAACUUUGACCUCUAUUCUUAUGCACAGUUUCUGUCAUCUCAAAAGCUCUUUUGAAUUGAUUUGAAAUUUUGACUCUUCCCUUUAUGAGGCAGUAAAAUUGAUAAUUAUUCAGAUGGGAACUGAGCACUGAGUGAAAAAUCAAUUCCACCCGCUCUCUGCUGCGUAUAAAAUUACUUCUGAGUCUGCUGGACUGAACGGAUGGCCAGAGUAAAAGCAGCAGGCAGGAGUAGUGGGAAGAAUUAGCUGGACAGAGCUAAUAGCCUGGAGGGCUGGACCUGGAAAGGAGGGAGUGGGCCAGUUGGGGGUUAUUAUGAGCAGGGAUGGGCCCAUUGAUCAUCUGUUUACAUCAGCUUUCCAAGACCUUAUAAAUCAGCCCUGAAGAGUGGCAGACCCAAGAUUCAGGCUCUCACCAGUGGGACUUGUAUUAGAUUAUUCUCAUUUUCACACUCAGAUGAAAAGUGAGCCAUUGAUUAUUCAUUGGCUGCCCAUUAAAUGCUGUUUUUAUAGAUGAUUUGCCUAUCACAGAAGGUAAUGAACAAGGUUGCUGCUUCAUAACUGAGGUCUCAGUUUUCAAGGCAUCUGUGUCAUUAAGUAAUGCCUAACCCUAUUAAAAGGAAUGGGUUACAAAUUGCUUAACAGUGCUGAAAAACUAGACCCUAAUGACUAAUUGUGCCUGGAGUUUAGAGAGGGUUUGUCAGCUCUUUAAACUAAACGGAUGCAGUGAUACUGCAAUUAUUUACUGGUUUGAACUGUUUUCCCCACACCCUGGACAUAUUUGGCUAGAAGCAUAACUGCAUGGAGAGUGUCCGUUCCAACUGCAGAAGUGAUCUUCUCAAGCUUCCAUAGAGAACCCGCACCUGGUGGGACUAGCCAUUUGUGUGCCGGAACCGGACGGAGAGAGACAUCUUACAUGCCUCUCACCUGGAAGUGUGUUGGUUAUGGCCUGUCAUGUGACUAGAGAUCUUCCAUGGUUUGUGAACAGACUUUUCAAGGAUUAAAGUUUAUUACAUGUGAAGAGUCAUUGAAUUUAAGUUAGCCUGUUUGAGUAAGAAUUGUCAGCUUACUAGUAUUGCUUCAACUUAACACCUGAGUAAAACCCAGACUGCAUAAAUUAGGGGAGAAGAAUUACCCAAGUAUAUUUAAACUAAAAGCUUAAGAAGAGACCAGCAGUAGCAGUGGUCAGACUGCUAAUCACUACUGAUUAGCAGUAGGUGAGAGUGAACUGCAUAGGAACUUAGAGAUAACAUUUGUAUAUGAUUUUUUUCUAUUUAACUACUAUUCAUGCUAAAUGCUUACAUUCAAAACCAAUAGAUCAGCAUUCAUUUGGGUAUAUGAAAAGACAAAUGGCUGAGCUCAAAUUAGGUGAGUGUAAAAUUGAGGGACACGAUGAAUUCUUUUAGAACUUUAGGGGCACUUGAUGCAGAAUCCUCUCUGCAUAGACUGUCCUUAAAAGCACUGGCACCUUGUGCUUGCGAAGACAGUACCUGUGGCUUCACUGUCCCUGGGUGGGUGCUGGGUAGCGUGUUGAUAAGUUACACUGCGAUUCUAGUCUCCUGUCUAAAUGCAGUGCAUAGCAGAGUUGGAGCAGUUAGGCUUGGGUGUCUCUUUCCCAGCCUUGACUAACAAUGCAGAGUUCUAAAUAGAAUGCAGAGAGGUUCUAAAUAUGGUUUUCUUUCUCUUCUUCCUUUCUUUUUAUUUCAUCUAUUUUUGUAUUCAUUUGUUUGUUUGUUUGUUUGUUUGUUUGCUAGCAUACCAUUUAACUAGAAGGUGUGAAGCGCUGUCAAGAGCUAUAAGAAUCAUACUUCAGUAGGGUUGUAAGCGAAAAGAACAUUCAUCCUUUUCCUCAGUCAGUCAGUCAAUCAAUGAAAAUUGCUUUUGUAUAGUGCUCUUCAUGACAUGCAUCCCAAAGUGAAUUACAGCGAAAGGAAGAUCAUCUGCUCUUUUUUUUUCAUCUCCGUAUUUAGACUGAAAUGAUAUCGCUCAACAUUUUGACAUACUAUUCAAGACAUCUUUCAUACUUAAGAAUCCAUUCCUUAAUACUGAGUAGGAGAAAGUGCCGACACAUGUUUAACUGGUGUGGAGGCUUUGGCCUGUGGACUUGUUUAGCAAGUGUCUAAGGACAGAUAACAUUGAGACAAAUAAAAUACACUCAUGUUUCUUAUUUAACUCUUUAAAAAGUAAUUAGCUAUAUUUUCUAAUACUAAUGAAAGUAUUUCUCAUGAUCCUUAAACUUCAGAAAGGUGCCCUCCACUUAACGAGCUAGUUUUGGCUGGAGUUUUAACUUCUUUCCUGAAAACGUGGAAGUAGACUGAAACAGGAACAUCCAUAACUUGGCAGAGUCAAGAAUAGUUACUUAGAUUUUUGUGGCAGUUGCACUCAUAGAUGUUACCUUAGUCCUUUUCAUAGAAAUUUAUGCAUAUACUAUGUAUUCUUUUUAGGAAAAGAACAAUACUAGCAAAAUGUAAGACCCGUGCAAAGCCCAUGUGAGGACACUGCCUUCAGUUCCUUGUGUAUAGUUUCUGACAUCAUCAUCAAGUACCUCUGUGAGAGUUUUAGCAUCAGCGUUUCACAGAUGUAGGAACUGAAGUAGAAAAGUCAAGUAUAUUUCCCAUGGUUACAUUCUGCAACUGAAGGACUACACCAUUCAGCCUUCCUUUGUGUCUUCAUUCUGCACUCUUUGUAGAUAUUAGUUAUCCCUCACAAUGGCUUUCAUUAUGACAUUUUUGUACAGGUCUAUAAUGCAUGUUUAUCAUGUGCCCACAAUCACACUCUCUUUUUCCUCUUUCAUACCCACGUUCCCCUUUCUGAAGAACUAAGAUGUUACCAGAGGUCUCUCUAACCCCAGGGUUGAUGGACUUACCCACAAAUAUCUGCUCCCUCAGCUGGUGGCCCCUCGUCUAUCAUACUGUGUUUUGAACACUGUAAGUCGAAUUGGGUCAUCACAAGGUAGAAUGAUUUAGAGUGGUCAUCCUUUUAGAAAACAAAGCAUUAGGUGUGCAUCUAGGUGUUUGUGUGUUUGCACAUGAAUGCAGUGCCUGUAGAGGCCCGAAGAGUGCACUGGGUUCCCUGGGCCUAACAUGGGUGCUGGGAACAGAACUUGGGUUCUCUGCAAGAGCAGCAAGGGCUCUGAACCAUCAAACCAUCUCUCUGUAACCCAACUAUGUACUGCAGUUGGGACAAAGUAGACGGACAAUAGCCCAAAGAGGUAGGUAGUGUGCAAGGACAAGGGAGUUUUUCAACCAGCUGGUGGGGAAAAAACAAGGCUCAGUGGCCCCAGUCUCAUCUCUGAGACAGAGCUGAGCUUCCUCUCCCUUAUUAUUGUAUACCCAAUGCCUUCACCAAUUCUGUAGGUAGGUGAGGAGGGUGUAAAACUUAGCACAUGUUUCCUGAAGAAAUGAGUCAGGUAGUGUGACUGCCUAGGGGUGAGUGGUGAUCUUUAUGACUUUACCUAUAAUAUCUUCGAGGUUAUUUUUGAAGUUUCUUUUCUUUCCUUAAUCUUUUCUAUUUUUUAAAGAUUUAUUUUUUAUUAUUAUACAUAAGGAAGAGAGCAUCAGAUCUCAUUACAGAUGGUUGUGAACCACCAUGUGGUUGCUGGGAUUUGAACUCAGGACCCUUGGAAGGGCAGUCAUUACAUCUCCAAAAAACUAGCUAGCCAUUGCCUUCCCAGACACAUUGGAAUUUGUCCUAAAACAAUGCAGAGAUUUGUGUCUCUUAGUAUUGACCACUGACUACUAAUUAAAAACAAAACAAUGAAGAGAGAAAAAAACAUCAGAACAGUCAGUGGGCCCUGUGUGUGAGUGUGGGUCUCAGUUUCUUAUCUGUACAGUCUGGGACUAUAAGAACAGGGAGACCUGAGCCUUCCAGUGUGGAGUGCACAGUGUGGACUGUGCCUCGCAGCUCAGUCCCGGAGCACUGCCUUAGAUGGCGUUGUAAUCUGAUUUUUUUUUCAUAAUUUUUGAGCACUUUUGAUUUAUUCUUUUUUAAUAUAGUUAUUUUUGGUUUUCCUUAUCCUAUUUUGCUUUUUUAUUACCAGGUUUGUUUGAGACAAAAAUCAACAGUGUUCUCUAUCUGUGAGAGGAAAGAAAGGGAGAGAGAGGAAGGGAGGGGAGAGAGAGAGAUCUAACUACUAAGAAUAAAGUUAAAAUGCAUAAGAAGGCCAGGACUAAGCCAAAACAUCUAGGUAACAACAAGGCAAUAAAAGUCUAAGAAAGAGGGAAGCUGGAGAAAUGGCUAAGAGUUUAAGAGCACUGGCUGCACUUAAGUCCUAGCACCUACAUGGCAGCUCACAACAGUCUGUAACUCCAGGUCCGAAGGAUCUCCUGGCCUCUGUGGACAUUGCACUUACAUGGUACACAGAAAUAUAUACAGGCAAAACACCUGUAUAAUAAAAUAAUUGUUUAAAUCCAAGAGGGAAUAAACCUUUAACGAAUGAAGGACUCUGGCUAGAGAGAAGGCUCAGUCAAUAAAGAGCGUGUCUCGCCUCAUGCUUGCAACCACAGCACUGGACAAAGCCAGGGCCCCGGGGUUUAAUUCCUAGCCAGCCUAGCCUAUUUGGCUGGUUUCAAGCCAAUGAGAGACCCUAUCUCAAAAAGGCAGGCUGUUUAACACCUCGAUAAUUAACAACCAAGGUUGACCUCUGACUUUUGCACACACAUGCAGACAUACACACACACACACACACAAAGAAAACAUUUCGAGUAUUGCCACCAAAGACAAGUUGGUAAAGUCCAUGUUUUAAUUUUCAAAAAUAGAAAUGUCGGGACCUAUGAGACGGUUCAGGGGUAAGGGUACUUACCACUAUGGCUGAUCCCAGGGAUUCACGUGCUGGAAGAACAGACUUCUACAUGUUGUCCUCUCGUCUUCACGCAUGUGCGAUGGUGUGUGAGUGUGCACAGAUCAAUGGAUGAUAUAGAAUUAUCUGUUCCUUUAGAACAAGUCAUGUUUUCUUUUAGAAAAAUAGCUAUUGUCUUAAUCUUUUUCUUAAGUAUGUCUGCUACUUUGAUUUUGGUUGUUAGGCAUACUUGUUGAGUAACUAUUUAAGCUGUAAUAUAGAUGUCAUCAUAUUAAUGUAACUAUAACAGUCACUUUUAUGGCCUCUCAAAGAUCUCGUACAUCUUGACACUUGCCCAGGCCUCCGCACAGUCUCAUUCUUUACAGUGGCCCGUGGGCAUCUAUAAAAGAAAUACCCAAAAUAUUAAUUUUCCAAAUCACAGUCUAUGGGCAUCAUUUUUAACUGUAAGUCUAUAAUUGUUGUACACUACCAAAUAAUAAUUUGAAUAAGCCAAAUGGCAAUGCCAAGAUUCUACCUCAAUAUAAAAUAGCCCUUCUGAAACUGCAGGGAAAACGUCAGGUCUACAUGUGGGUCAGGGAAGGAAGAAGCACUGCCAAUAUUGUUCAAGUUAACAGAGGAGAGAGGGCUCCCACCCCAUGAGGAUGUGUGUUCUCACCUCUAAGCACAGUGGAAGGAUGCAAUCCAUUGAUAGCGUAACUUGCCUUAUUAAUUGAAAGGAAUGGAAUCCACCAGAUGUAGCCCAAGCCAGUAGAGAGUUGGGUGACUAAGCAACAGCAAAGAGACCAUAUUGAGCGAGCCAGAAUCCAGUCUCCAAGUCAUUUAUUUCAGCCAGUGACAGUACAUUUAAACUCCUGUGCCUCCGCAGUGAUUGAUGGUUUAAUAUCAUAUAUAAUUUUUUUAAUGAAGGAAAACCAUUUAAAUAUGUUACCAUUUGCACUGGUAUUCUCCUAUGUACAUAACUGCAUUUAAUCAUUAUGGGGAUUGUUUUUAUACUUGUGUAAUUUGUAUCCACGAAAUAACUGUCAAAAUCAUCUCAUGCUGUUGCUGGAAAUGGUACAGUGUGCUUCAUACGCGAAUAGAUCCAUUCUCCCCGCACAUAAUUAAGAGUGUUGGAGCUUGCACCGCCACCACGUAGGAAUUCCGUGUUUACAUUUCAGAGAAUGAAAAAUAAGCCAUGGUGGUUUUGCAGGUUCUUGUUUUCUGAGGAAAUAAUAUUUAAGUGCCUUAGUUUUGUACCAGUAUAUGAUUUGAAGAGUCUGAUUUUAAGACUUUUAAUAUUAAAAUACAUAAUAAAAUUUUAUUAUCUAAUUACAAGAGGGUUUAGCCUCUUAUUAAAGUUGCUAAAUCAGGCCUAUAUUAGCAUUAUAAUGGCACAGUUUGACAUGGAAUACUCAAAAGUCAAGUUCAAACGGGAGGGGUCUCUUACCCCUACCCCUCACACCAAAUAACAAGGAUGAAAUGCAUGUAUGGAAGCAAACAAGGAGCAAUUUGGGAUGCUAGAGAAGGAGUGGAGGUGUCAGCCCAGGAUGGUACCCUUAGGCAAGGCAGCUGGUCUAUGUAGCCUUUUGUUUAUCUGCUACUGGUUUAUGUAGCCUUUAGGCCGGCACCAGAAACAAUCGCUCCUACAGGGUCAGCUGCUGGUCAGAAGCAAAGUAAGAAAAGAUUUUGCUUCCAAACACAGCAGCCAUAAUUUCUGUACAGCUGGCACCUGCUACUGGUGCACAGCAUGAAGGUGAAAGGUCAAAGAGGCAGUUGUUCAAAACUCAAGAAUGGCUUAAAGGGACUUGUAGAUUAAUCUGCUUUAUUAACUUCUGUAUAUUAGAUAACUAUUGCUGUGAAUGACAGUACAUCUUUUUGAAUAAGUCACAUCUCUUUCUCUUUUAAAUUAGCUUUUGAGUAAUGAAUAUUAAAUAGAAAGCAUUUCAGAAGUAAUUAAAUGAAAAUAGAAUGAUGUCAUUUUACAGUUUUGUUUGUGUGUUUAUAGAAUAGGAGAAUUAUGCUUUCCAAGAAUCCUUAAAAGGAGAAAAGGGGAAGGAAAGGGAUAGGAAGGAAGGAAAACAGGCAGCUCUUCAUAAAGAAGAAAUUGGAAUAAACAAGCCAGCCAUUAGCCUUUGUCUUUAAACUGAGAAAAGAUAAUGUCUCUUGUGCCUUAGCAUGGAAUCGCUGGGUGCCAGUGGCUGGCUUUGACAUUCCCAGGGGCUCCGAAUGCUUUCUUUAUGAAUUAAAGUGACUGCAAUCUGUCAUCAUUCUUUUAUCUACAGUUUAGCACAGUCAGUUCUGCGACCAGUCUGCAGCAAAUGUUCUCAGAAUAGUGAAGGGGUUGUGCGAAGUGGAAGCAGACGCUCCUUUUCCUCCACACUCAUAUAAGGCAGAGAGUGAGUAUUUUGUGAAGGGAAAAUGCACAGCUUUAUACACACUUAGACCGAUGAUAAUUAGGCAUGCUCUGUAAUAGCCUCUUCCCCCAUUCUGGCAAGUAAGAUGGUUUUUAGCCUCUUCAUUGAUAGUGAUGAGUGUAAUUGACUAUCUAUGUAAAUUAAAAAAUAGAAAGAACUCAGUGACUGUAUCCUUUUUUAAAACCUCUGCAAAAAAUCAGUCACUAUAGAGAUUUUCCAUAGGUUAAGUGCUGACACAAAGUCUGGCAAGGUUUUAAACAAACUCUUCAAACAGGAUGGCUUUGUCUGUUGACUGACAGUGAUUUUUCAUCCUCGUUGUUUGUUUUUAAGGUUUCUCGUAAAAUAAAAGCACUGUAGAGGACAUGUGGGUUUCAUGGUAAGAGCAGCAUUCAUACAUAUUUCACAAAGAAAACUACAUAAAGUCUUUAUGCAAGUGUAAGCUCCCGCUCUGAGCAGUACUUCUCUGAAAUACAGAGGUUACACCUAACAUCAUCUUACUACUCCCCCACACACACAUACACACACACCCCGUCCAUCACCCACAGUAGAGCCAUGCAGCUUCUGCUUGAAGAUCUGACUGACCCUGUUACCACCCUGCAGAGCCCUGUGUUCUGGGCUUGCUGGGACCUAAACCGUCACUGUGGAAGGAGUGUCUCUGACCAUUAGAAAAAUGUGCUAAGGAAUAAGCACAGUGUAAAUGUGGUAGAAACAAUGCCAGUCUGUGCUGAGUGUGAGGCAGACACACACAAGUGCUGGGUAUGUAUGGGAUUCAAAUGUGUGCUUGCACAUGAUUCUACUUAACCCUCUUAACUCUGAAGUACUCGUAUAACCAUUUAAUAGUCUAAAGAAGUCAGCCUGGUCUACAGAGUGAGUUCCAGGACAGCCAGGGCUAUACAGAGAAACCCUGUCUCGAAAAAAAACAAAAAACAAAAAAAAAGAAGAAAUCAGUGCAGACUUAGACGCAGCGGAGCUUGUACUCUUCGGGCUGAGCUGAGGAGUCCUUCCCCCUUUGAGGGUGCAUGGUUCAAGACAGGGUUUCUCUGUGUAGCCCUGGCUGUCCUGGAGCUCACUCUGUAGGCCAGGCUGGCCUCGAACUCAGAGAUCCACCUGCUUCCACUUCUUGAGGGCUAGGACUAAAGAUGUGUACCAUAAGCUGUUGACACUUGACCCAACCUGAGUUGAUUUGUUGAUUUGUUUGCAUUGCUAGGAUCAAACCCGGAGGAGCCUCAUACAUGCUAGGCAGCCUCCCUGCUGCUGAGCGGCAUCCCCUGCUGCUAGGCAGCCUCCCUGCUGCUGAGCGGCAGCCCCUGCUCUUCCUUCAGAGUUAGAAGCUGGCACUUGGAUGAUGGUCAACCUUCAAGUCUCACAUAAGCUGAGCAUUAAAUACUCAGAAGGCAAAGCACCCAAUCCUUGUCGUAAGCUUAGAGAGGCAGCUGGUCUACAAGGAGAGGAGGAGGCAGGUGCCCUAAGAGGUUCUCAAAGGAAAGACCAGACAGCUGUGGUGGGAGGACAAAGAUGAAGAAGAAUCCCAGGGGACUCCUUGUCUUGUCUAGAGAGCCCUGGCUUUUUUGCCUAGUCAGGAAACAACACAUUGUAGACCUAAGAUCCUCACAUGUUAAAGUUUCUUGACUUAAACAGAGAGCUCUGAGGACCCACUAAGCAAAUGAAUAUAGACUCACUUAACACAAGAUAGUCAACAGAGAAUGUGACUUCACGUUUGAGGCAUGGCUACCACUAACCUAGGUUUGCCCUUGAGAAAUCACGUGCUAUUUAGAAACAUAGUCUUCCAAUGCGCGUCUCAGCCUAAGACUUCUCUUAUAAGAGCAUGUAAUUUGAAGUCUGUAACAUCAGGUGGAUUGAUCAAGGCCUGCAGGCAUGUUGUCUGUGUGCUUUGCCCUUUGAGAGUUUUUUCUGUGAUACGCAUUCUCAAAGUCACAUUCACUGGACUGAGGAGAAGGAAAUAAGAUGGAUGAAAAUAGAUGCCAUGGGCUGGAGAGAUGGCUCAGCGGGUAAGAGCACUGACUGUUCUCCCAAAGGUCCUGAGUUCAAUUCCCAGCAACCACAUGGUGGCUCACAUGAUGCCCUCUUCUGGUGUUCUGAAGACAGCUACAGUGUACUUAUAAUAAUAAAUAAAAUCUUUGAGCUACAGUGUACUCACAUACAUAAAAUAAAUACUAAAAAGAAAAGAAAAGAAAUACCAUAACUCUACUCACUAAGAUAGUACCAUCAUACCUGAAAUCUACUGUAACUCUCAUAACAGCAGUAAUGAGCGUGGAUUCUUUAAACAUAAAAAUGUCCAUGCAUCAACCAGGUGGCGGUGGUGCACACCUUUAAUGCCAACACUUGGGAGGCAGAUACUGGUGGAUCUCUGAGUUCAUGGCCAGCCUGUUCUACAGAGUGAGUUCCAGGACAGGCAGGACUAUUAAACAGAGAAACCUUCUCUCAAAAUAACAAAAAAGAAAAAAGAAAAGUUGGGGGAGGAUUGGUACAUCAAGAGUAGACUAGUGGGGGCUGGAGAGAUGGCUCAGUGGUUUAGAGAACUGACCACUCUUCUUAGAGGUCCUGAGUUCAAUUCCCAGCAACCACAUGGUGGCUCACAACCAUCUGUAAUGGGAUCAGUGCCUUCUUGUGUGUCUGAAGACAGCCACAGUGUACUCACAUAUAUAAAAUAAAUCUAAAAAAGCAAAACGACAACAAAAAAGGGUGAACUAGUGGAGGAAAUGUGCAGAGACUCAGAGUUGAAAUAACUUGUUCAAAGUUGCACAGCCAGUGGUAGUGCUGCCGGACACCGUAGUCUGAUAUAUGUGUCCCACACGGGUUCUUGUGAUUAGAAACUACAUUCCCAGAGUGGCAAUAUUGAAAGAAAGGGAGAGAUUACCAAAAAAGCCUGGUCCUCCCACCCUGUUUUCUGGCUUGAGAUGUGCUUCCCUCCUCUGUGUGUGCCUACUAAGUGGUACCAUUAAACAUCAGGUUCUCACCAGAGGCAAACCAGUAGAAUCCAGUAUAGGACUGAAAACCUGCAAAACUGUAAGCUAAAUAAGCCCCUUCAAAGUAGAUCUCAGACUAAUGGUCUAAAUAAGAGCUAGGAUUGCUGGCCCCUAGAUCUCACCCAGUUUGACCAGUCACGAGCUUCUUGGGUUAUGUAGUGAUUGCUGGUUUUCAGAUACUUGCAGGGUUUUCUGUGACUCCUGAAGCACAUCCCUAUGGUAAGGAUGUGAAGCUAACUUUCCUACACAUUUGCCUGUUAACUCUGAGGCAGUUCAACCAGCAGCAAGCCUUGUUUGUCUGCAGGCUGGUCACCUGUCAUUGCUUAAGCAUGCCCCAUGUACUCGUGCAAACAACCAUCAGAACCCAGGGGCCCAUGAGUUCCGUAUGCCUUGUCAUGCUUGUGGGAUCUACCAUACGGGCGUGGGCUCCUGAAAUUCCAUCUUCAUUUAAAGCCUUUUCUUUGAAAAUGCUCUACUUAGUAAAGACUUACAUGCUGUGUGUCCUGUAGGAUCACACCAUCCUACAGAGGAGGACCUCUAGCAUAGCUGAAUUUGCUUCUGGGAUCAGUUAGCUAAGCCACUCAUGGCCUAGACACCCCAAGACUCAAGUCUUAGAGUCUCUCAUUCCAUUGUUCCCUCGCCGUCCUCCAUCACAUUGGGACCAGAGAUAAGUAAACACCUCCGUAUAUACUUCCUGGUGGUCCUGUGAGCCAGGAAUGUAAAAUAAUACACCACCAUGAAAGAUAGCAAUAGAAAGUGCCAGACUUGAAGAAAGGUGGCUUGGGCGACCAUAAGGAACACCAAAAGCAAGAGCUCUCUGUUAAUGCCCAUACUUAAUGUGGCCUCUCAGUUCAGAUGGAACACAGUGGCUCCACUCAGCAGCAAUUAGAGAUAAGUGCAUUCAGGAUGAUUUUUCCAAGAUUAGAAGGAACAGCUUGAUGGUUGGACAAUAAGAGAUUAAUAAAUACAUGAGCUCCUUAAGGCCUGUUAUGGUGACUCUGAAAUGGCCUCCACAGGGUCAUGUGCUUACUGCUUAUUCCCAGAUGGCAGCAUUAUUUUAGGGGUUCUAAGACAUUUAGCAGGUAAGACCUAGCUGCAGGAAAUAGGUCACAAGCAGUCCUUGGAUAUGUCUUAAUGCCUGGCCCAUCCCUGUCUCUCUGUUUCCUGACCACCGUGAGAUAGAAACCCCCUGAACCAUGUGGUGUUCUGCCCAGGGCCUCAAGCCAAGAUGCCAUCAACUGAGCCCCCUGGCCAUGAGCCGAAAUAAGUCAUUGUUCCUUUGUUUGUGUUAGAGCAGUUUGGUCACAGUGAUAGAAAGCUAACUAAUGUAAGACCCAGUUUUAUUCAGAUCUAUACCAGAAGUAGUCAACCCAUAAUAAGAGGCCAGUGAUUCUUUGAACAGUGACUAAGUGUGAGAAACAAAAAGGAAGGGGAAAGAAGGAAAAUCCUGCAGAACAAUACCUGUAUACAGCAGGCGUUCCAUGUGUAUACAGCAGGUGCUCUGUGCGUGCUAUAGAGCUUGUGGUUAAAUAGUGGUGACAUGUGCAGGUGAUAGCUUUGUAGAGACGAAGGAGCCAUCAUCCCCACAGAGGCCCAGCCUGUUUUAGAAACUGUGGAAGUUCCAUUCCAGGUGCAUAAUGUGCUCUUACCCCACAGAGGAAGAAAGCCUUCCCUCCCCACUCUACACUGCUCUCCUGGGCUCCCCUGCAUUAGAGAGAGGCAGGAGACAAAUUGACAGAAAUCUGGAGGGAAGUAACUCAAGUGAUUUAGGAGAAUGGAAGGGCUGGCUUAUGGGGCCAGAUUAAAGAAGCUAAAUAUGUAUAGCUUGCCUAAGUGACAACUAAAUGGGGCAUUUGAUAAGUCUAUAAAUACUUGGAAGAUGUAAAUGCCAGGAGGAAAGGGAAUUACUUAGCAUGGCACAAUGGAGUAUUGGCAUAAUGGGAUAAUAUUAAGAAAGGCAAGAUGAAGGUUGAACAUCAAUAAAAAGCUUCCUGACAAGAAGAACCAUUCCUGACAAGGGACACUAUUAGGUUAUGUGCUGUGGGCCAAGGGAAAUAAUGUCAGUGCCCUUCCUCAGUGUGCUGGCAGCAGAGCCAGCAAGGUAGCAGGUGAUGAGCGUGUCCUAACUGGGGCACAGCAGCCAAGCAAGUGACCUUCUGCCUGUGGCCUCCCCAUCUGAGAAUAGGAGGAAACUGCUGCUGCUUGGGAGAAAUGAGAUAGCCCAGAUGUCCCACAGGCUGAGAACCCAUAGAGGAAUGGUUGUCAGUGGUUCAUACUGUACCACAGCCAGAGAGAUUACCGUUGUCUUGUAAUGACAUUCAUUUCCUACAGAAUAGAAAGCUACUUUCUCUUGCAAACAUCACUAGACCUUUGACAAGAUGCAACCCCUGCCUACGUGAGCAGCCUCCCCUACACUCCCUGCACAGUCCUGCAGGCAGCCCCUAUUGCCCAACACUGCUGUGCACAUUUGUACUCACACCCCUCUCUCCCGACAGGUCAAACUGCUCCUUCUCUAUAGCAGAUCAAAUGCCCCCUCUCUAAGCCUCCCUUGCCUGCCCCACCCAGGCCCUGGCACAGUUGGGGAUCCUCUGGCCUCUCAAAGCCUCCAGUGUGGGCUUGUUUGCAGCAUUUAGUGUACUGCACUGUGAAUCUUCUCCUCACUUGGCUGUAAGCUCUUUUAGAACUGACACUGCCUUGCUCACCUCUGUCCCCAGGACCUGGGUCAGAGCCUGGUCAAGGUAUGUAUCAGCAAAUGUGAAGUAAACCAAGGAAGCAGGCUCAGCACUCUUGGUUUCUCUCAUGCAUUGGGCCCAUGCAUUUGCUGGGGGAGAAAGAACUUGCAUCUCUUAACAUCUUUGAGCAUUCUCCCCAUGUCUUGGCCAGUCCAUUCCAUAUUAUCAGACAACUGUAAAUAAAUCCCUCCUAGCUCAUGUCCUACUUAGGCAGCCAUGUUGCACAUGAAUGUAGCUUCCUUAACAUUUCUAGGAGAUGCAGGAUGACAGCAGUAGACACGCUAACAUGAAAAGUGAAAUCUUACAGGGACCCAACAGUAAACAAAGACCUACAAGCAAGUAAGGGAUGCCGAGAGCAGAUGAGAUAGUGUCCCUCGGGGAACAUACCCACCCCCGCUGGUUACCACCAAGUAUUCAGCUCUGAAGUCAUUUACACAGAGGUAGCAGUAUAGUCCUGAGCAGGUUGUUUUCAUAUAUGUAGGUAGCGGAGUGUAUGUGUCUGUGUGAAUUUGAGACUUAGCAAAGGGGAGGCAGCAUGGAGCAAGAAGGGGGAUGAGUGAAGGGAAAGGCAGGGGAGUUACAUAAUUGUAUUUUGAUGUGAAAAUAACAAUAAUGAGGGGACUCAUUUCUGAAAAAGCAGAGUGCCCCCACUGUGAAUGCUAGGCUAUGUACAUACUGUACAUGCAUGCACAGUGGAAAUGCUAGGCUUAACUCUUAAUGAAAAAUGCUUUUGAGGUGGCCCAUGAGUUGUCCACAAAAACACAUUUUUCCCAUAGGAAAACAUUUUUAAAUUAAGUAACAUAAUCCUUCACUAGUAACUGGAAAUCUUUGGGGCCAUCUAACCAAAUCUCUUCAGGAAACAGGAAGACUGUCCCGUCGGAUGAGCAAUGAGAUGGUGAGCCUCCUUCUAUGGGAAUGACAGAUGUGUGAUGAACUAGCACUCGCUGCCUUGAUAACUACCAGGACGGCCCUCGUGCCAUUCUGUUUAUAUUGUUGUGUUGUGACAUAUGAUACUCACUGGGCAGUGUUGUGGUGACAUCAGGAAGUAGCCUGUUUUUCUCACUCCUUUUGACCUUGAGUGGCCUGCGCCAGCACUGAAGUCAUUGUGGCCCUGCGUGCCUGUGCGGUUGGCUGAGCUUCAAUGCUGCUGGUUCCAUUGGUGAUCUGUAUGGAUGAUCCAAGGCAGGGAGUGGCUGUCAUUACUGAGUGCUGUUCCUCAGGCCACAUGCACAGAAGAUAGAGAAAUGUGAUCCUGCUCAAAUUAGAUAUUAGCCCCGAACACCUGCACAAGAAGCGGCAUUUCAGCUGUCUGGCUGCUGCUCUCUAUUAUAGAGUCUUGAAUCUGGGCAUCUGUUCUUGAUGUUCUGAAUCUAUCUGUGGUUUCAGGUUCCAGUUUUCUUUCUCAGAACAUGAGUUGAGGAUCCUGACCAUUCUGGCUGCUGAUGCAGUCUUGUUCAUCUUUACUGUCUUGUCAGUGAGCUCUCACAGGACAAGCUAGGAGCCUGGCCUCUGCAGUUUCUCCACAGCAAGGUUAGGUCCUGCUCUGUAUGGCAGACCCCAGCUGAUAACUACUCUCCAUGUGCUGGCCCAAAUGCCCAUCUGCAUUUAGCAUGCAUAAAAGAUCUUACGUAGCCUGGCCCUGGUGAGGAUCUGCUCCUCACCCUAGCUCUGCCUUGUGCCACCCCUUCCAUACAAGGCUGCUCAUCCUUCAAACAUGCUAAGCACUCAGUGCCCUGGAUGCAGCUGUGUGCCGCUGUCCGUGCUCAGCCGCACCUGUCCAGUGCAGCAGGCUGGCCUCUGUAGGCACUCAGCACACGAGUCUUCACUAGGCUCCCACGCUGCUAUUGGUGCCUUUGAUCAGAGGCUGCUGUAGGACAUUAGGAGUUCUCAGAUAUCGGUCCAUGUUAGUCAUUUAGAUCCUACUAUGAGCUAGACAUGUAUCACUUGAAGGCAAACUAGGGGGAGUGACGUUACAGAGCACACAGCUCUUCUUGACAUUCCUGUCUACAGGAAAUGCAGAUGGUGGUUUUGACUGGGAAGGCUUAAUUUUAACAUGACGUUGAAUCAAAUGCUGUUUGGUGCUGGCAAGG
This is a messenger RNA of Mus musculus (house mouse), 20465 nucleotides long. RefSeq names its product RAN binding protein 17 (gene Ranbp17). Lineage: Eukaryota; Metazoa; Chordata; Mammalia; Rodentia; Muridae. The transcript has 27 exons. Gene Ontology annotation, biological process: intracellular protein transport; nucleocytoplasmic transport; nuclear transport. Bases 170 to 3181 code for a protein of 1003 amino acids. Gene Ontology annotation, molecular function: nuclear export signal receptor activity; small GTPase binding. The record is from RefSeq and is a predicted model, not a curated record. Gene Ontology annotation, cellular component: cytoplasm; nuclear pore; nucleus.